Molecule: messenger RNA, 3636 nt
Organism: Carassius gibelio (silver crucian carp)
Lineage: Eukaryota; Metazoa; Chordata; Actinopteri; Cypriniformes; Cyprinidae
Product: transmembrane protein 71
Exons: 10
Coding region: 431-1288 (285 amino acids)
Source: RefSeq, a predicted model, not a curated record
CUUCAACAGAAGUUUAAGUAUUUAAAGUACAAUUAUGUAGUUCUGUCUUUUGCAUUGUUUUUCAUUAAUGGUUCUUUAGCUCUACAGCAGAAAAGUCAUGGAUCUGUGAAUAUUGUUCAUUUGGCCUUGCUUCCAGAAUGCAAAUGAUCGUAUGUUACUGACCUGUGUCAUUGCCAGUCUUUUUCAUGCUUCUCAAUCUCCAUUUAUUACUGAUUUAUACAUAUAUCAAUAUAUGUUUAUUUUUGCUUUAAUGUUAUCAUAGAUUAAUUUAUGUUUUUGUUGUUGCAUGACCUUAAUGUGAAGCAAGGAAUAAUAUUAUUUUGCUUUUAUUUGAUCUUUGAUUUAGUAUGUUUUUCAUGUUGCAUGACCUUAAUAUGGUGCAAGGAAUUAUUCAAGAAAAUCAACGUGAAGUUUAACAGCAACGUGAGCCAUGUCUUUCUUCUUUAAAGGAGCGGUUACAAGUUCUCCAGUUAAGACCAGAAGGCAGGAGGCUGAAUAUAUUUGUCAAAGUCUUGAUGUUUCCCACAUCUGUGACUCCCCCUUCGAGUGUUUCUCCACCAAUCCGCUGACAGGCUCUGUGUGCGUGUGCCGUCGAAGUCCCCGGCUACUAGCCAAUGGUUAUUAUGUUCUGACAGAGGACAGUUUUACAACAGAUGACGAGGGUAACGUCACUCUGACUCCCUCACACACCAGCGUCUCGUACAAAGAGAAUCUUGUCCGCAUAUUCAGACGAAAGCAUGGGGCAAGAAAGUCACUGGCAAGUCUUCUUAGUGAUGUUAACCAGUCAUGCCAAUCCUGGCAGGAAGGAAGUGUAUUUAGAAGACCUGACCCCAUUACUCCCCUCCUGUCAUCAUCAUGGGAUGAGCUGGAUAACAGCUAUGAGACAAACACACCCCUCAGCUUCACAUAUGACCCUGUUUCCUCCCCUUAUAAAAUGCCUCCUCAGACUCAGCUAGAAGAGGAGGAGCCUCCACGUGAGCCAUGCUCCGCCCAUGAACAAUCCAGCCAAUCAGUAAGCGGCCUCCUGGAUGUUCCUCCCCCAUCCAUGUGUCACCUCAAUAGUUAUAGCUCAUCCAGCAAGACAUCAGAAACUGUGCUCUUGAAAGUCCUUCUCCUCAUCCUAACUUUGUGCCUCUGCAUUGCCAUCUCCUCCGGAUGGCUGCUGGGAGGUGUUUCUGCAGCAGUGGUGUUCAUGGUUCUGCUUUCAUCUAUAUGUAUGUUGAAACCUGGAACUGCAGUGCGCUGGAGAAGAGCAAAGACUGAGGACAUCACCUCCAGAAACGAGUGAGGAGGAAGCACACACACAGAAACAAAUCUGUGUGAAGUCUGUCCUGAGGAGAAGUGAGUGUGUGGACACGCAUCCUGCAUCAACGAUAAAAAUAAGUUAUAGAUGAGUUUUUGUAGUGGUGUUUGCACUGAUCAGCUAAAAGUUCUGAAUAUAAUAAUUACUGAAGAGUGAAAGAACCAGUGAUGGCAGAUGACUGUCACAGGAAAUGUUACAUGCUAAGAUUAGCAUGCAUUUUUAAAUAGAUGGACAUAUCAAGGAAAAAUGAUAAUUCUGUAAAUUUUUAAGAAUUUGAUCAGUUUUCCUAAAUGAAAGACUGGAUUGCAUUAUGAGGGAGUCUUUGAGUCAGUGGAGAUGCCCUGCGUGACAAAGCAUAGAAGUGUAAUGUGUCAGUUGGGUUUAUAAAUGCAUCGGCUUGGCUUGGCAUUAUGUGUUAUUGCCCAGCUUGUCUUUCAGAUUAUCAGAUUCUAAAAAAUAUUUACUGCAAAACUAGUUUAAUAUAAUAUUAUAAUGACUUUGCAAGAAAUUGUAGCAAAAGAAGUGCCAAUUUAUCUUUGCACAGAUGCCUCAUAUUUGUCAAGUGCCUUUGAUAUACAAAAUGGGAGAAGUGUUAUUACCAUUUUCCAGGGUUAGUUAUUUAAAAAUUAUUUGAAAUUCUAAGCACAAAGUGCUGCUAUCUGGAGCGCAAUAAUUAGAUUUUUUAUAAAAGCAUUGCACUUAAAAUAGGAUUUAAAGCUCUGAUUUCACAUGGACUUAAGAAAAUUAAACUCUGUUUGCAGGGAAUUAGUGCUGCCAAAGGAGAACAUGUUCUCGAUUUACUUUGUCACGUUCACAUAAGGCAACUUCUCUCACAGAAAGUUAAAAUUAGUCAUUUGUGAGUAGGAAGCAAUGUCUGUAACAACAUGACCAAAAUGCAUUAAGUGCAACUGAACUUGUAUCCUUUGAAGGGAAUGGCUAAUUUCUGAUAUUUUUAUUAGGAUGAUGAAUUUUUUUUUUUUUUAUUACAAAGAGUCACAUGUUUUAGGACAUGGUGGAGUUUUUAAAAGGCAGCUCGGUUUUGAAGAGUGUAGACAUUCAUGUGGAAACAAAAGCAAAGCAAGGAUCAAAUGAAGUUUUUCUAAAGCAUUACAAUUUUAGAGGUUUAAGCCUAAAAAUCUGAAAUCAAAGAUGUCUGAGACCAACCCAAGGUGAAUAAGUGAAUUAAUCAAAUGCAUUUAUCUUAGCCAAUAGAUAUCGAAUGUGUUAAUAUGAAUUGUAUUGUCUUUGGUGUUUAUCAUAGAUUUUUUGUAGUGUCCAUGAGCAAUGAAACAAGAAUGAAUAUUGCUCUAUAAAAAGUCCAUUAUUAUUGUAAAGUGUUCUGUAGAAAAUGUGUCAUCGUGGGGCCAAUCACAGAAAGUUUAAAGGUAAGGAUGCUGAAAGGAUGUAAGCCCUUUCUCAGCAAAGCCGUACAUUAUAUUAUACAAUAUCAUAUUAAAGGGCUGACGAUGCCACCUAUGGGGCAAAAGUUAAAAGUAAUUCUAUUUACCGACAUUAAAGUGCUUGUGCUUGUCCAUAAAUCCUUAUCAGGAAUGCUAUGUCCAGAUGUUGAAUGCUGUAUCAGAUAUACAAAACAUUUGCAUUCUAUAUAUAUAUAUAUAUAUAUAUAUAUAUAUAUAUAUAUAUAUAUAUAUAUAUAUAUAUAUAUAUAUAUAUAUAUAUAUAUAUAUAUAUAUAUACACAAUUAGAAAUGGGAUCAAAAAUGUUGAAAAAAUACAGAAAAUAAAAAAUGUGGUUUUAUUUAUUAAUGUUUUUCAAAUUAUAUAAUUAAUAAGUUACUAGGUACAGAGUUGAAACACAAGAUGAUUCCAAUAUGAUUGUUUUAAACCAUUGACAUAUUGAUUGGGUGUAAUUUAAAUGCAAAAGCAUGUUGAAAAAUUAAGAUGGAACUGCAAAAAGCACAUCUCCAGUUUGUACUAAACAGGACUCAUAAUGUGUUCACUGAUCAGUAAUGUGUUGAAGAAUACAGCGCAGCAAAUUAUUAUAGAAAACAUGACAUUAUUUCUCUAGGGAGAGAUGCCUUUAAGCUUUGAUGACUGCAGUGAACCUGUUACUGCAUUUAACAAUCGGUGUCACAAAAGAGCUAAAGAUUUACUGUAAAUAGUAAAAACGUUAGUUAUGUAUUAUUCCACUGCUUGUGAAAGAAAAAUGUGAAAUUUACGUGUCUCAUGUAUACACUGAAAACUAUAAUCUUUAAAGUAAAUUGAUUUAUGUAAUUUGCACAAACAUAAAUUGCCAUGUUAGAAAGUAUUAAAGGAGUGAAAAAAACCCUGUAUUGUUAAUUUUCAAUAAUAAAGUUUUAUAUAUAAAUAUAA